Molecule: messenger RNA, 1677 nt
Organism: Colletotrichum spaethianum
Lineage: Eukaryota; Fungi; Ascomycota; Sordariomycetes; Glomerellales; Glomerellaceae
Product: efflux pump roqT
Exons: 4
Coding region: 1-1677 (558 amino acids)
Biological process (GO): transmembrane transport
Molecular function (GO): transmembrane transporter activity
Source: RefSeq, a predicted model, not a curated record
AUGACUACAGAUGAAUCAAAUGCCCUUGAUGCUCGCAGUGGCGGCAAGAGCCAUAAGAGCGAAAAGGCUGGCGUGCUAACUGGUAAUCCAUAUGAUGCCUCCCAAAGCACGUUGGAGCCGGCUGCACCAGGCGACGACCUUCCUGGGUGGAAGGUCUUCGUCAUUUGGUUGGCAGUCGCCCUCGGCGUUCUUUGCACUUUUCUAGACGAAGGUAUCAUUGCGACAGCCAUUCCGCGGAUCACGGAUGAGUUCGGCUCUUUAACAGACGUUGGUUGGUAUGGCUCUGCCUACCAAAUGACUCUUUGUGCUUUUCAACUGAUCUUUGGUCGCCUCUACAAUCAAUUCAAUAUCAAGAUCGUCUUUCUCAUCUCUCUUGCAAUAUUCGAAAUAGGGUCUCUCAUCUGCGCGGUGAGCCCAAGCUCAGCAGUUUUCAUUGCGGGCCGUGCCAUCGCAGGCCUCGGCGCCUCUGGACUUCAGAGCGGCUGUCUUGUUCUCAUCUCAGCGGCGCUACCAGCCAAAAAGCUACCAAUGUAUGUAGGAGCGAUUGGCAUGGUUUAUGGCGUGGCUGCUGUCCUUGGUCCGGUUGUUGGCGGUGUGAUUACCAAUAGCUACCUCACAUGGCGAUGGUGUUUCUACAUUAACCUUCCGAUAGCAGCACCGCCUGUGGUGGCGACGUUAUUCUGGGUAAAGUCACCCCCACCGACGGAUGAGCAGCGGCGGCCAUGGCUGCAGAAGAUCCAGGGUCUGGAUUAUCUUGGCAUGGUUCUCCUGUUGCCAGGAAUCACAUCGCUUCUGCUCGCGCUCCAGUUCGGCGGCGCACUGUUCUCAUGGAGCGAUAAGAGAACGAUUGUAUGUUUUGUACUCGCUGGUGUUCUCGUCGUGGGGUUUGUGAUUGAGCAGUGGUGGAUGGGUGAGAAGGCCCUGGUGCCUCCACGCCUAGCCAAGAUGCGUAUAGUGAUAUUUGGGGCCUUUUUCGGCUUCUGUUUAGACAGUGCCUUCUUCACACUCGUCUACUACGUGCCUCUUUGGUUCCAGGCCAUCCAAGGUGCAACGGCGGAGCAGUCUGGUGUAAGAUAUCUAGCUCUCUGCCUUGCAUUUAUUUUCACCAUCUUUCUUAGUGGCUGGGGAGUCACAAAGACGGGUUACUAUCAACCCUUCAUGCUGACGGGGACUGUUCUACUGUCAGUGGGCUCUGGUCUGCUCUCGACUCUCAAGGUCACCUCGGGCGCGAACCACUGGAUCCCGUUCCAAGUUAUAGCAGGCCUAGGGAUCGGGGUAUCAACGCAACAGGCCGCUGUUGCUGUUCAAAGCAGUCUUGAAGAGGCCGAUAUCGCUAUUGGUGUUGCGGUCGUCAUGUUCUUCCAAUGUCUGGGGCCAACAACCGCUAUUACCAUCGCUCAGGCCGUCUUUGCCAGCUCUCUCACGUCAGGCAUAUUGGCCAAUUUUCCGGGGGUCGACCCGAAGCUAAUCAGAGACUCGGGAGCGACAGGGUUGAAGGACUUGGUACCGUCUGAGCAGUUUGAAGUUCUUCUGCAAAUCUAUAACCACUCGAUCACGAGGACGUAUCUUGUCGCUGCGGCUCUAGCUGCUGCGAGCAUCAUUGGCGUCGUAGGUGUAGGGCUGAACAAGAUCCAAACUGAAGAGGACGCCGGGAAAGCAGACGCCGAGAGCCAAUGA